AUGGCCAACCUAGCUUUUGAUCUCGACGUGCCCGGGACCGAGCAACUUGUCGAUGUUCAACACAAUCUCCAUACUGCGCACUCGCAUGGAACGGGUGACAUCGUCCUCAUUCCUGCACCAACCACUGCUGGUGCCGAUCCAUUGCUGUGGAAUCGAUUCAAGAAGUAUUACCAACUGUUUCUCUUGGCCCUCUAUGCCUGCGCCUUCUCGUAUGGAGAGAAUACGCUGGGCGCCGCAUGGACGACGGUUUCCGAAGAUACUGGCGUGUCUUUGACCAACAUGAACGGUGGCAGUGCUCUCAAUUACCUCCUCUUGGGCUUUGUCAACAUCUUUUGGAUCCCCUCCGCCAUGAAGAUAGGCCGCAGACCAGUGUUCAUUGCCUCCACCGUGGUCUGCAUGUGCGCGGGUGUCUGGCUGGGCGAAUUCCACGGCACGGCAUCUUGGUUCUUGGCCAUGGUGCUCAACGGGAUAGGCACGUCCGCAUAUCAAGCCGUGAUCCAAUUGAGCGUCUUUGACAUGUUCUUCACCCACCAACGUGGUAGGGCGCUGUCCUUUUAUCUCUUCGGUCAACAGUUGGGCAGUAUCCUAGGUCUCAUCACCGGUGGAACAAUUGCCGAUGGCCCUGGAUGGCGAUGGUCACAGUAUAUCGUCGCCAUUAUUGACGCUGGUGUAUUGGUCCUGCUCUUGUUGACCUUCGAGGAGACGCUCUUUCCACGCUUCUUGUUUGACAGGAUGGUUGGCACCCUCCCCAGCAUUGCGCAAGAACAGGCAAACCCAAAGCUGGAGGAUAAGGUGGCCGCGCAGACUGCAUUUGAUGGCUCCAUUCCGACCGACACCGAGACAAACGAUUUGGCCGCUUCUUUUCCGGCAAGAACCUACCGGGAGAAGUUGAGGCUCUGGGUGUACUAUCCUCAGGACAGAACCACCUUCUGGCAAUACUUUCGACGGCCUUUCCUCCUGUUCACGAUCCCGAACAUCGUCAUUGCUGGUAUCAUCUUUGCAUUUGGCUGCACUGCAGGCAUUGUUUCCUUCAACACCAUUUCGGAAAUCCUCACCGAGCCACCGUACAACUGGUCCACGACUAGCACCGGUCUGGUGUUUCUCGCCGCUCUGGUGGGGAACUUUGUUGGUUGGGCCACGGGUGUCCUCAGUGACUAUAUUCUCAUCUUCCUCGCUCGCCGCAACAACGGUAUCAAAGAGCCCGAAAUGCGUCUCUGGACACUGGGUUUUUCGUUUGUCUAUGCAGCUGUUGGAUACCAGUUGUAUGGCUGGGGUGCCGAUUUCGGGAUGCACUGGAUGACCAUCGCUUUCGGCGUUGGGGCAAUGAUUGCUCAUCAAGUCUCGGCUUGUUCUAUUGCUACUGCAUAUGCCAUGGAAUGCUUCCCAGGUGUAAGUACAACCUUCCUGGACUGA
Capronia coronata CBS 617.96 is the source of this 1413-nucleotide messenger RNA. RefSeq lists its product as uncharacterized. Gene Ontology annotation, molecular function: transmembrane transporter activity. NCBI's taxonomy places the organism in Eukaryota, Fungi, Ascomycota, Eurotiomycetes, Chaetothyriales, Herpotrichiellaceae. Bases 1 to 1413 code for a protein of 470 amino acids. Gene Ontology annotation, biological process: transmembrane transport. The record is from RefSeq and is a predicted model, not a curated record. The transcript has 2 exons.